This is a messenger RNA of Miscanthus lutarioriparius, 669 nucleotides long. NCBI's taxonomy places the organism in Eukaryota, Viridiplantae, Streptophyta, Magnoliopsida, Poales, Poaceae. The record is from the annotation of a GenBank genome assembly.
AUGGGCUUCUUCACCGAUGCCUACGACCUCUUCUCCAUCUCCCUCAUCACUGACCUCCUCGGACGCAUCUACUAUCCGGACGGCAAGGGCAACGGCAAGCUCCCAGAAGACGCUGCCGUUGCGGUGAAUGGCAUAGCUCUCGUCGGCACCGUGCUGGGGCAGAUCUUCUUCGGAUGGAUCGGUGACAGGAUGGGACUCAAGCGCAUCUAUGGCGUCACGCUAAAGCUCAUGGUGCUCUGCUCACUCGCGUCCGGCCUCUCCUUCAGCCGCAAGUCCAAGGAUGUGAUCGCUACGCUGUGCUUCUUCCGUUUCUGGCUGGGCGUCGGCAUCGGCGGCGACUACCCGGUCUCCGCCAGCAUCGAUCAUGUCGGAGGCCUAGGGAAUCUUGCUGCUGGGACUAUGGUGCUGGCCAUUUCUGCUAGGUUCAAAAGCACCAGGGCCUAUGAAACAGAUGCAUUUGGACAGGCAGACUACGUGUGGCGCAUCGUUCUCAUGCUGGGCGCCGUUCCAGCCCUCCUCACAUACUACUGGCGCAUGAAGAUGCCCGAGACAGCGCGCUACACCGCGUUGAUUGCGAAAAACCUAAAGCAGGCUGCAUCAGACAUGACCUCUGUUCUCGAGAUCGAGAUCCCUUCAGGAAAAGAAGAGAUGGACGCCCUUGCCAUAUAA